AUCAUGAUUUACAUAUAAUUUUGUUUAAAAUUAGUCACAGAAUCUGUAGCGCAGUGGCAUUAAAAGUUUUGUUGACUCACUACUAUACUAGUCUUUUGUGCGAUAGCUGAGAGAAAGAAACUUUCAAUUUUUAUAGAAAAAAUAAUAUAAAUAAUGCCGUAAUUAUUAUAAAAUUAAAAUAUCAAUUGCUUUUUGAAACUAGAACUGCAACAAAUGAUGUAACUUGUGUAGCAUAUUAUUAUAAUUAUGAUGUGAUAGAUCUUUAAAACAAUUUUAUAUUUUAUGAAUUUAAGUUCUUUAUAGUUCAUCUGUUCUAUCACUACAGUUAAAAGUUCAAAUUUUGAAUAAACUGAUAAAAUAUUUAAUAAACUAUUUUGAGUGUUGAACUACAACACUUAUGAAGAUGCUGAUAAAUCGUUUAAUCGUUUUUCUUCUUCAACUUUUUUUGCUGACUGAAUUGGUAGUAAAAUGUAGUGAAACUAAUGCGGCUCUUUGUUCAAUAACGUACGCCGAAACCCUAUUCAAAGAAUUAUUUGGUGGUUUAACAUCUCCUCCAUCUAACAGUCCAGAAGUUCGAGAAAAAUUCAACAAGGCUAAAGGCAAAUUUCGAGGAAUUUUUCCAGGAACACUUUGGUGCGGAGCAGGAGAUGUUGCAACAAACGAAGAGGAAUUAGGAUAUUUUAGAGAAACUGACUAUUGUUGCAGAAAUCAUGAUAAUUGUCAAAACAAAAUUUAUCCUGGACACACAAAUUAUGGUCUCAGUAAUGUUGGUCUUUUUGUAAGAUCACAUUGCACUUGUGACGAAGAGUUUCACGAAUGUUUAAAAAAAGCUCGUUCUCCAAUUUCACUGAGUAUUGGAAAAACUUAUUUCAACAUUCUGAGGCCACAAUGUUUCAAAGAAGAUUAUCCAGCUAUUUGCAAACUGAACGAACUAUCACUCUAUGGAAUAAGAUGCUUAGAAUAUGAAGAAGAUAAAACCAAAGAUCGUGAAUGGCAGUGGAGAGAUGCGAAAAUUUAUCCGGCUAGGAAGAAAAAUCCUCUGGAAAAUUGGCCCGAUUAUUCGGAAUUUCCUUAGGGAGAAAAAUUAAAAAUUCACUUUUUUGUAUUAAAAAAACUAAGUUAUAAAAACAACAUUAAUAAUCUUAUAAUGUUACCAAAAAAAAAAAAAAAAAAAAAAAUUGAUUUGAUUCAAAUAAUUACUUGUCUAUAAUUAAAAAAAUAUUUAAUUGAAUCAAAUAAUUUUUAUUUAUACCUAGAUGAGAUUACAAUUUUUUAAAAGCUAUUUUUUUC
Messenger RNA from Leptopilina heterotoma, 1290 nucleotides. Its product is annotated as phospholipase A2-like. Gene Ontology annotation, biological process: arachidonate secretion; phospholipid metabolic process. The transcript is spliced from 4 exons. The record is from RefSeq and is a predicted model, not a curated record. Lineage: Eukaryota; Metazoa; Arthropoda; Insecta; Hymenoptera; Figitidae. Bases 398 to 1075 code for a protein of 225 amino acids.